AUGGCAACACAGGCAAUGGGAGGAGCAGCCGAGGUCCCAGCGGGGAUGGACCUCGGCCCCUUGGGAGAGCGAAUACUAACAGCACUCCUCGCCAUAACAGCAACCCGCCAGCACCAAGAAACGUCGGCCACUCCCCUCUCCUCACGGUUGUCUCUGCCAACGCAAGGCCGUUUCUCGCUUGACUUCCUGGCGGAGGAGAUGGACAACUUGCUCCAACGCCACGGCUGCAAGAACGUCCUCAUCGUGGGAGAUCUAAAUUUCCAUCUCGAGCAGCAAGCUUACAACAACUUAGUGACAGUGUCCGGCCUCACCAACCACGUCACAUUUCAGACCCACGAAAGAGGAGGCCUGCUCGACCCAGUAUUAUCAGACCUCCCGGAAGAAAGAAUAUUGUGUCAGCAGCUGGAUAAAGUGGGUAGUUCGGACCACCACGCCGUACUGACGAAGAUCCAGCUACAUGUGGCGAGGGAAAAAGCUGCACCUCGAACCAUCUGGCUAUGGGAGCAAGCUAGCUGGCGUGACAUGAGGGGCGCACUGACAGCCACAGACUGGCAGACGGUGCUCACGGGAGACGCGGAGGAGAUGACUAACGCUCUCACCUCAAUCCUGGCCACACUACAGGACCGCCACGUCCCUCACCGCACAUACCUCGCCAAGGCCACAAACCCCCAAUGGUUUGGCUUCCGCUGUCAGAUAGCUGCCGAAGCCAAGUAUGCAGCAUGGAGGAGAUACAAGCAGCGCCCGUCACAACACAACCUCACCAUGCACCGAGCUGCUUGUAAGAGAAUGACUGACACCUCCAAGUGGGCGAGGAAACACUGGGAGCAAGACCUCAGGAGAAAGCUCACAGGCCCAGGAGUUGGAGAUAAGACGUGGUGGACACUGGUCAAGGAGAGGCAGGGUGUGAUGCGGCAGGAGAGCGUGCCCCUCACCAGGCAGGACGGAACCACUGCCUCAAGCAGUGAUGACAAGGCUGCACUCCUGGUAAAAUUAUUUGCAGAAAAAAUGCAGGUUGAGUGCCCCACACGCCCCCCUCCAGUGCUACCCCGGGAGACAGCGCACACCAUCACCUCAAUACCCAUCACCACGGAGCUGGUGGAAAAGCACUCGGGCAACUGGACGCAGGGAAAGCCACGGGCCCAGACGGAAUCAGCCCCCGGGCACUACCGACCCAUCUCCCUGCUGUCUGUGAUGGGUAAGGUGUUCGAAAAACUGGUGGCAGCCGUCAUAUGGCAGCACCUGGAUGAACACCAGCUUCUCUCACCCCACCAGUUCGGGUUUCGGCCAGGUCGAUCUACUUCCGAUCUCCUUCUCCUACUCUCCCAGGAAUGGCAGGACACCCUUGACGAAGGCCUGGACACGCUCGUAGUGGCCCUUGAUAUCGCGGGGGCUUAUGACCGAGUGUGGCAUGCGGGUCUUCUGACUAAGCUCCAAGCCAAGGGCAUCGACGGCGGUCUCCUGAAGCUACUCGAGGAUUACCUCCAAGGAAGGACACUUCGAACCGUCGUCAAUGGGCGGACCUCAUCACCCACCAAUAUAGGAGCAGACAAUGGCGGUCAAAAUGCAAGGUGGAAGAGAACCAUCGGCCAGGCUAGUGGGGGGGUGGAGGUCAGGAGGCUGGGGUGGACUGGGGGUGGACUGGGGGUGGAUUCUCAGUCAUUCAGUGUGUCAGGGUGGAGUGGGUGGAGUGGCAAAGACGUAGUGUUUCACCAUGUGUUUCCUCUCUGCGUGUUUGAUCAGGGUGGUGUGAGGCAGCUGGCGAAGGGAGACUCUGUGUACGUGGGUGGAGGUGUGAGGCAGCUGGCGGUACGAGGGAAGGGAGACUCUGUGUACGUGCACGAGUUUGUACGUGAGGGAGGAAGCGAACCAGUGGACCAGUGA
This is a messenger RNA of Portunus trituberculatus (swimming crab), 1881 nucleotides long. RefSeq lists its product as uncharacterized. Lineage: Eukaryota; Metazoa; Arthropoda; Malacostraca; Decapoda; Portunidae. The transcript has 6 exons. The record is from RefSeq and is a predicted model, not a curated record. The coding region runs from base 1 to 1881 and encodes 626 amino acids.